AUGAAUGAUAGUGGUAUCAAGAGGGAUAGGAGAAUUGCUGAACAGCAAGUUGUGUUGGGUGCAGCAGUGACAUGCAUUGCAAAGGUGCUGAAUAAUAUAAUUUGUCUGGACAACAAGGAAAACAUUGAAAUCCUAAGUGACUCUGGUAGACUACUUUGUGAUUUGGCCCACAACGGCUGCAGGCAGCUCGUCCCAGUGGGCGAAACAAACAAAGAAGAUAAGGCAUGUGGCGAAACCAACAGUUCGGGCGAAGCGGUCGCCCCCGAGGCACUAUCAUUCCCGGCGCCAGAAUCGCCGGUAGAUCAGAUGUCCGCACCCCUUACACAAGAACCUGAGAUUGGUAGCCGCCAAAUUAUCAGGCGCGCGUUUCUGAAUAGGGGGAUGCCAGCUUCUUCAAUUGACAUAAUGCUAGCCUCACUGUCACUUAAGACUACCAAACAAUAUGAAUCCGCUCUUAAACAGUGGAUACUUUUCUGUAAAAGCCAGGGUGUAGAUCCUCUCUCAUAUUCAGUUCAAACUGUAAUUGCUUUUUUGACUUCUAAGUUUCAUGAAGGAUUGUCCUAUAGUACACUCAAUACUAUGAGGUCAGCUAUUUCUCUAAUUCUGGGCCCACAAUUGGGGACAGAUGAACGGAUGACUAGGUUCUUCAAAGGCAUAUUUAAAUUAAGGCCUAAAAAGCCUAAAUAUGAAGUAGUCUGGGACCCUAGUAUUGUUUUAGAUUACUUAUCCAGUUUAUACCCUAAUGAAAGCCUCGGUUUAGAAUUAAUUACCAAAAAGUUGGUUACUCUAAUGGCUCUAGUAACGGCACACAGAAUUCAAACCUUAUCUCUCAUAUGUAUUGACAAUAUUACAAUUAAUGAUAAUAAUGUCACAAUUAAAAUUACAGAAUUAAUAAAAACAUCUGCCCCAGGUAGACCUCAACCUAAUUUAAUAUUACCAUUUUUCAAAGAAAAUUGUAGUAUAUGUCCUGCAACAACUCUUUUAUGUUAUUUAAACUAUACUGCAAAAUUAAGGCAAGAUUGUAAGAAAUUAAUUAUUACAACUAAGAAACCCUUUCAUGCAGCAUCUACAACUUCUAUUAGUAGAUGGAUAAGACAAAUUUUAUCCAGUAGUGGUAUAGACACUGCCAAAUUCACUGCAUAUAGCACAAGACAUGCAUCUACUUCAAAGGCUUCUGAAGGCGGAAUUAAUAUUGAGGUCAUAAGGAAGGCUGCAGGUUGGAGCCAGAGAUCUCUAACUUUUGCCAGGUUUUACAAGAUGCCUAUUGUUGGAGAUCCUAAUGCCUUUGCUAAUUCUGUAUGCUCUAUAAGUAGCUGAUUAACUAUGGUUUUAAUUAUGUAUGUUGAUUUUGUGUUCUAUAUAUACCUAAAUAAUUGUUUAACUAAAUUGUUACCUAUGUGUCCAACAAAGAUUAAGACUGAUUAGUAAUAAACUUAUGAUUAAUGAAUAAGAUUUAUAAAUGUAUGAUUAAUUAAAAAUAUAAGCAUUAAAUAUAUAAUUAUUAAAAUAGUCUCUGGACUAAUAGACAUAAUAGUUAUCUAUUUGCAUCACCCUAUGGGCAACCAUGUAUAUGUAAACUUAUAUAUAUCGUUAUGGGACAACAAAUUAUAAUAAUAUAUAUUUUGUUAUUUAAUAACACAACUUCUUUCUUUAAACAUCUACAAUGUACAAAAUGAGGACGAGAUUAUUUCCUAUAAUUAAAUAGAUCGGACUAACUUACCAAGUGACGUCCGAUCCUCAAUUAUGGGAAGUAAUCUCGUCCUCAUUUCGGUCCCAACCCUAGAUUACAUCCUUCCUUUUCUAUCUAAUAUGGUUGACUAUAGUUCAACUACCCCCCCUUUUUAUAUAUUUUAAGUUGUGUUAAUGCUUUGAAACAAUGACAUUGACAGGUCGUAGAAAGCGCGGUAACAUAACAUAGACUGCAAAUUUUUUGCUUUAUCUUUAAACGAUUGUGGCAGCAAGUAGUUCACAGGUACAAACUACAAUGUACAAAAUGAGGACGAGAUUACUUCCCAUAAUUGAGGAUCGGACGUCACUUGGUAAGUUAGUCCGAUCUAUUUAAUUAUACGUACUUUUAGCUUAUAAUGUUAAUUAUCCUCUUUUUGAUAUUCAAGCAUAGUAAUUUUCCAUUAUCUAAUUAGAAAACUAUAACGCGAACUGCCUAUUGGAAACACUUAUUUUGAAGUACAUAAUCCUUAGAUAUCUGUACAGUCUGGUCAAAUUGCGGAUUUUAGAAGAUUAGCGUAAAUGGAAUUAAAGAAACAAAAGAUAAGAGCUAAUCUUUGUUAGUAACUACCUAUUCUUAUAAAGUUUAUUACUCUUCAAAUAGCAGACAUUCCUUUUGAUUUAUAACAAAGAGAUAAUAACUUUAUGAUCAAUAGUAUUAUGUCAUUUCAAUUUUUAAAAAAUCACGAAAGUUAUAUUGUUGAAAUUUUGACGUCAUAACUCAUAUUAUGCUACGAUAGAUAUCCGGCAAAACAAUCUACACAAUCCAUUCAUAAAAAUCUUUCUGAAUGACAUUUGUAUACAUUGGUCAUUGCGUAUACAAUGAAAAUGUAUAAAUCAAUCAUUUGAUUUAUAAUAUUUUAAAUUUAGAACACAAGUUUGAAUUGUAGGCAACAUUGUUUUUAAGUAUUGCAUUUUAAUUAGCGGUCAACCUUGCGGCGAAUAUAACCACAGAAUUAAACAUUUUAUAUUCAUAGAGAAUAUGCAUUCAUUUUUGGUCGCGGCUUCGCGUGGUACAGGCGAUACUGAAGCUUACUUUACUAAUGUAUCUUUAUAUUACGGAAAGAAAUUAAGAUUUAGUUUAGUACGUCUAGAAAUUAAACACUACAGUAUACAUUAAAUUAAAGCCUUAGUGGCAUCAUACAAUAACCAUAGACAGAUGUAUCAAAACUACAACUACUUGGAUCUCUUUCCGGUCAUGUCGGAUUGCCGUCUCACCGGACAAUGAGAUAGGAACAGAGAGU
Molecule: messenger RNA, 2969 nt
Organism: Manduca sexta (tobacco hornworm)
Lineage: Eukaryota; Metazoa; Arthropoda; Insecta; Lepidoptera; Sphingidae
Exons: 3
Coding region: 1-1317 (438 amino acids)
Biological process (GO): DNA recombination; DNA integration
Molecular function (GO): DNA binding
Source: RefSeq, a predicted model, not a curated record